AUGAACCAGAUUUCGCAAAAAAGACAAACUUCAAAGAGGAGGGUGGAACAACCAAUAAGUGUUGAUCAACCGGUGCCAAAGAAGAGGAGUGAACAAAGGUCGGAGAGUGAAAAAGGGUCGAAGAAGAACUCUUCGAGAGGUUUAACUUUGCAAGCUACUCCACUUGUUGCUGACACGAUCCUUCAAACGCUGUCUAAAGAUUUAACAUUUCUACAGAACCGUGUUAGUAUGUUACCUAGUGACACUCCCAUUCAAGUUCCACUACCUAAGGCAAUGUUCCACUUUGAUGAGGAUGCAGUUACAUGGCUUAGCAAAGAAGAUGUGAAAGAAUUUCUAAGUGGUUCAAUGCUUAACAUCUCCCUCGUUCAAACAUUCAUGAGAGCACUACAGGAGCACUUACUUGAGAUUGAUUCUCCGUGUCAAGUAGGGUGGUUAUGCCCCGAGCAAAUCUCCACUACUAGAAUCUUAGGCAACUACCCUGACGUGUUGUACUAUGUUGAACGGGGUAUCAAGGAAUCAUUGCGUGCGGGUGACAAGUUCAUAUUCGCCCCAUGUUUUGAGGAUGCACAUUGGACCCUGCUGGUGAUUUGUGUUCCCAGUAACACCAUCUUCCUUUUUGAUUCAGCUCGAUUGCCUCAUCCGAAAAAGCUCCUCGUGAAGUUUAUACUGCGAAAGUAA
Molecule: messenger RNA, 678 nt
Organism: Chenopodium quinoa (quinoa)
Lineage: Eukaryota; Viridiplantae; Streptophyta; Magnoliopsida; Caryophyllales; Amaranthaceae
Exons: 4
Coding region: 1-678 (225 amino acids)
Biological process (GO): proteolysis
Molecular function (GO): cysteine-type peptidase activity
Source: RefSeq, a predicted model, not a curated record